Dicentrarchus labrax (European seabass) is the source of this 4579-nucleotide messenger RNA. RefSeq names its product exocyst complex component 3-like 4 (gene exoc3l4). The transcript has 14 exons. Gene Ontology annotation, biological process: exocytosis; exocyst localization; base-excision repair. The record is from RefSeq and is a predicted model, not a curated record. Gene Ontology annotation, cellular component: exocyst. Lineage: Eukaryota; Metazoa; Chordata; Actinopteri; Moronidae. Gene Ontology annotation, molecular function: DNA-(apurinic or apyrimidinic site) endonuclease activity; zinc ion binding; SNARE binding. Bases 297 to 2675 code for a protein of 792 amino acids.
CACAGCCGAGCCAGGAAGUGGAUCUUUGUCAUGUCCUUGUGCAAGGUUGAAGCUGGCUGCUUUUUCACAAUAAAUUCACCGCUUGCUAUUUAACUCUAAGUUUCACCUUCCUGUCACAGGCACUGGCUACAUUUUAUUGGAAGUCUUUACUGUACAAACCGGUUUUAAAGGUAUAUAUGAAAGUGAAAGCAGUUAGAGUGGAGGUAAUGAAAUAAAAGAAGCAGAGCUGGAAAGAGUACCUAUAUUCUCUCUGAGCUGCACAGUUGGAUGUUAUUCAACAGGACAAGACGUCACAAAUGAUGGACAAACCGACUGAAAACGCAGAUGAGGACACAGUGUCCCUCAAGAGCAACGGGAAGUCGCCGACUAAUGGAGCACCACUGGGCAUGUUAAAGUCAUUCAGACAGAGCUUCCGGCGAGUGGCUGAGAAAAGUCCCCUAAAGUCCGGAGGCAAGGGGUCAAAGGUCAUUCCUAAAGCAGACACAGGCGACAAUGAGUUGGGGUCACCGCCGCCUCCGUCACCCAGUCUGAGCUGUGGCUCUCCUGUGACCUCCCCGCUGAAGAACUUCAUGGAGAAGAAAGAGGAAGACGAGACCGGUGACGUCACACCACAGCAAAGCAAAGGUCUGACGCGUUCAAAGACAGAUCCCAAUAUGUCCGGGAUUGGCGACGCUCUCCUGAGAAGAGGAGCGUCCAUUCGUAAUAGCUUAAAAUUUGGCAAGAAGGACAAGGUUAAAAACCUCACAGGGGCGCUCGUCCCGCUCACUGAAGGCUCAGCGGAGGAGAAGAAGGAGGAAAAAGAGGAGGAGGAGGAGGUGUGGGAGGAGAUUAAGGAGGCAUACACACUGCCAGAAAUACCACACACACCACUGUCAGUGAUGCAGAUCAACAAGCUGAUAGAGAUGGAGGUCCUGGAGGAGGCUCACCUCAACCUCCUCGCCAUGCGGCAGGAGUUCAAGCAGGAGCAGGAACGGUGCGGCGAGGACUCGUCCAUGGAGCUGGCCAAGAAGGAAAAAGACCUCAACCUCCUCUAUGGAGAGCUGAGGAACAAAAUCAACACCAUAGUGCGUGACUCCAACUCCCUCACCUCCAGGAACAAGGGGCUGCUGGUUCACGUGGCACGCAUCAUCCAAGAGGAGAUGAAGAGAGCUGAGGAACCCGGCGGGCUUCCAGGCAGCUGGAUGGAGUCCUGGACAGAGGCGGUGGGCGAGGGAGUGCAGGUGAAGGUGGGGAACGUUCACCUGGAGCCGAAGGAGCAGAACCAAUCCUGGUUGGCAGUUCAUCUGGGUCUGCUGGGUAAGGCCAUCGUGGAGGACUUGGAGACAGUGAAGAAGGAGCUGCGGUGGUCGUACCCUCCCAGCUUUAAGGUCUUCAGCACCUACGUGAGGAGUUACCACAGAGUCGUCGGGCAGCACCUGAAAAAGCUGGAGCGGGAAGUGACGGAGCUGAAGGAUCUGUACGCUCUGCUGGACUGGAUCAUCAACCGCUACAAGAGCGAGAAGAUCAUGGGAAGUCUCUCCCUGCAGCCCGACAUGAAGGAUGAGAGCACUGAUCUGCAGCUGGAGGCCGACUUCCUGAAGCAGCUGAAAGACAAGUACUGCUGGAGAGUGAAGGAGGACACGAGAGCUUCACUGGACAAUAUCAUUGAACUUGAAAAUAAGGACUUUUGGAUGCACAGCAAGACUCCUGAGAAGGAGGACGACUUCCUCGACUCUCAGAUUCACAUGGACAUCUGGACGAACGUGAAGGGCAGUAUUGUUAACACACAAAAAAUUGAUGCUCAGCUGGAACAGAAAGUGGUGUCUUCCUGCCUCCAAGAGCUAAAAGAGUUCCCCAAGAGGUUUGAGACGCAGUACAAACGCCACUGCAGCGCGCUCAGACAGCAGCCUCUUUGGACGGAGUAUCACAUAACAUACAUCAACAGCUUCACUGCCUUACAGCAGCACAUGGAGGAUUACCGGGAUGCCUGUCCGGCUGAAGUGGAAGAAUUCAGGAAAGAGGUGAAAUGGCUGGUUGUCAGGCUGAUGGAGGAACUGGAGGAUCAGUACAAGGAGGAUGUCAAGGCGUACCUGAGGAGAAUGAUGACGAGGAAGUGGCUCACCGACGACGAAGACUUCAAACAUCUUCAGAGCCGAACAGAGCUGCUUUCUGAGCACUGCUCCCUCCUGAGGCCUCCACACAACCAGGAGUUUGCAAGCCGACUGCACUACCACGUGGUGAAGGAAUACGUCGGCCAGCUGAUGAAGAAUAAUUACUCGUGCAAGAACCGGAAACACGAGAAGGCAGUGACAAAGAUCCGUGAGCAGUGGAGUGAACUCAGAGAUCUGUUUGAGGACAUGAAUUCGACCCACGAGUGGCUGCAUCAUGUAGGAAACGACCUGAGCAACAUCAUCAUUCAGAAGAACAAGUCAGACAUAAAGAACCACCUGCAGCCGUUAGUGGAGCAUUACCCGGACUUCAGCAGGAAACACCUGGAUGCUGUUCUGUACUUCAGAGGCCCGCUAAGAGGCCGUGAACACCAGCUGAUUAUGCGGAGACUCGCGGAGCUGAAGAAGAACGCGGGCGGUGGCGACAAGAGCCAAGUUUUAUUUGGCGACAUGCAGGUCACCGUCAACACAGACUGCCUUUCCAAUCUGCCUUUCUCCUGCUUCAGCUGCCUGCUGCCCGACAACUAGUGCAACAUGGUGGACGAGUCGCUGCAUGGAAGAAAAGUAUAAGUUCAAGUUACAGUUGUACUCAGGUUGUUUGACACACCUAAAGAACUUGUUGUCUUUAAAAUGUUAUUUAUAGCCGAUAAGUAAACAGUUUCCUAAUGAGUUUAUGGUUUCAAUCUCUAGUUUUAAGUCUUCAUGAUGUUCAUUUUGUAAAUUAUAGUCCAGUUUAGAGUAAAAUAGACGAUAAAGCAGGGUAUGUAACGCACAAAACUCAGAUCGAACUGUCAAACUAGGCAGUGCUGAUCAAAUAUAAAUCAAGAUUCUGUUACUGUGAAACAUAUUUUAGUGUACUGUUUAGCUGUAAUACGAGAUUGUGUGUGACCAGGCAGCCAAUGAGAGCAGCUCAACUCGUAGUACGCCACCUCUGCUGGUGAUGACCGUUAACACCAAACUCGAGGCUUCAUCACGGUACUCCACAAACCAAUGGGUGACGUCACGAUAGGUUCACACUUGGUCAAAAACACUAAUUUGGUCUGAGAUCAUAAUGCCUUAAUCUGAAAGAAUCUGAAGUUUAAAUACAAAAAUUAACAAAAAUAAAAUAUAAAAGACAAUCGUAAUGUAACAUAAAUAUUCUAUUCAGCAUAUCAUAUAUCAUUAUUGCUGGCCAAUUUAUUAUGGAUUUAUUUAUUAUUUAUUGACAUUUUUUGAAACAGCAACUUAAUCAUCUCAUAUAGACCUUUUUCACAGCAGCCAUUUUAACGUGAACUAGUAGAGUAAACACAGGUGUUACCUGUGAUACUAAUUAAGGUUUCCAUUCCAUUUAGUGCAGCAGAGCCUUUCCAGUGAGCCAACAUGCACAAUAGCUGAAUGGAGCUAUACCUUAAUUAGUAUAAUUAGAUUAAGUUAAAAAUGAAUCUAAUAACAUGUCCACUGUUUUUACACCAAUUACAAUGAAUACUUCGGUCCAACAGAUGAGAGAACUUACUUCUGUUAUUCUAGAUGCAAAAAUCCUUUAAACGUGUUCAUUAAUGACUCGGACGGAUGUAAAAAUGCCACAUCUGUUAUCACUCACACAACUAACUAAAUGUGACGCAUUUAGUGUGAUACAUAUUAGAGUGUUUCCAGCAUUUUGUGAGAAAUUGCAGAAUUAUUUUCUGGGAAAGAAAACACCAACUAAUUCACCAACUAAUCUGGAUAUAACUCAAAGCUGAGGGUGGUCAAAAAGAUUGUGAAACUCUCUGUGUGGAACAAAUAAAAGGCAGGUUUCAGUGCCAAAGUGCUUGCUGUGAGGAGGUUUUCUCAGCAACACUAUUCUGCAGUCCUAUUUUUGUUAGACCUCAGUUUGAGUUUGUAGUGUCAGAUCAACUAAUAAGAACUGAGAAACUGAAACCCUCUUGCGUGCCUGAAUACCCUGAAUGUGUCAUGUGCUGUUGAUCAAGGAACUGAACCUAGUGGAUGGGAAAUUUACCAUGCGUGAGCCCUCCACACUGCCUUCAGACUUAAAAAUGAGAUGGGUUUUUUUGUGAAAUAUAUGUUGUUGAAUUGUCUUUCUGCUAAAUCUCUGAUUAUAGAUGAAGCUGUAUGAUCAUAGAUAUAAAACCUAGCUUAAUGAGAUUUUCAUUGCACAUUUUAUUGUAUUCCUUUAAUCAUUCUGUUCUCCUGUUUUUGUUAAUGUUUAUGUAUCCAUGUUUGUUACCCAGUUUCUCAGGAUGGUUUUUCAGGGUUUUCAACUUUAUUUGACCUGUGAUGUCUGUUUCAGGUUUCCAGAGUUCUCAUAAAUCCUGACAGUGAUAUGAAUUUAAGUAUGAAAUGUUUCUGUGUUCGAUUUUCAAAUGAGCAAAUGGAGCCCAAAGGGGUUUAUAUAUAAAUAUGUGGAAAUUUAUUUAAUCUUUUUUUAAUAAAACAUAUGAAACAAAUUAGUAUCA